Molecule: messenger RNA, 877 nt
Organism: Lactuca virosa
Lineage: Eukaryota; Viridiplantae; Streptophyta; Magnoliopsida; Asterales; Asteraceae
Source: the annotation of a GenBank genome assembly
AAACAAAAUCAUAACUUGUUUUUAAAUACCAUUUCAGACUAAACAAUGGCAGCAACGGCAAUACGUGUGUUCGGGAACCCAAUCACUCAUGGAACUUGUGCCCAAAGGGCCCUAGCUGCUAAGAACUACCUGAACGCGGAUGGAAAGCUCGACCAGGUGUUGUUGCUGUCAAACCAGUCGAUAAAAGUAGCGGCAGGAAAGACAAACGCAGUGGCUGCGGGCACCACGAUUUGCAAGGUUUGCAACGCCACCGGUAGUACUAUCAGGUACGUCACUGCAUACGAUUGGAGCGGAAAAGUUGCAGGGCAUUACCCAGUGACUAUCCAGAACGGCCAGUGGGCUGUAUUUGAGCAUGUUGGCACUAGUGGUCCAAACCAAGGAUCAAUUGGUGCUCUUGUGUACAACAUCGACGAUUUCUGUGACUCCAUGAUCUCUUGGAACAACCCUUGCAAAACAACCCGAGGAGGAAACAAUACUGCAUACUGUGAGAUGAACGAUCCUGGAUACUUUGAUCGUUGUGACUGGCAUGAAAUCUAUGCAAAGUUGAUCGCCUCUGGUAGUGUAAGCAAAACAAGUAUGGUAGAUUAUGAAACCAGAGUGACUAUUGAUGCAGGAGGCAAUUCGCCUAGUUACAAAGCCAUUUUCUAUGUUCACGGUUAGACAACGGUACAACACCACCCACAUACAUAAUAAAAACCAGACUGUUCUGCUAUGGCUUUGUGCAAAACUAGGGCUAGCAAUAAACAAACUUAGUAGUCUGGGUUUGGCUUAAUGUUAACAUAAAUAAAACGUUGUCUUGGGUCGGUUUGUAGAUGACUGAAAGUAUGUUAACUUAUAAUGUAAGGAUGUAUUUGUGCUUGUAAUACUAAUAAGCCAA